GCAAAGAUGGCGGUGGUGGCAGCGGUCCUCCUGCUGCGUCUGUGCGACUUUGCUGUCAUGUUGGUGGCGGUGCUGGCUGUCGCCGUGCUGGUUGCGCCACUGCACCAUGAGCAGUGUGUGUGCCUGGGAGAAGUCGUGUUUCAAGAGGACAAGCUGGGCAUCCUUCACAUCAACACGAGCCAGCCAGAGCAGCAAAGCGUGGUGGUAAACGGCGUGGACACGACCGAGCUGUUUGGCAACGUGCGUGCGCACGUUGGCAAACUGCAGCAGCUGCAGCAGGCGUUGGAGGAGCAAACGGCGUGGAACGAGCAGCAGGGGGAUGUGCUUGACAACAUGACCGCCACGUUGUGCAAAGCCCUUGGGCCCAUCAGCCCCAGAGCUGACGACACUGCCAUCCCCGUGCCGAGCCUCGGCACUCGCAAAAACGUCGCAGAGUGGAUUGGCGGCGUGCUUGACCACGCAUCGGGCCUCAUCUAUGGCAUCCCAUACGAGGCGUCAGCCGUGCUCAUCAUUGAUCCAGUAACAGGCACAGCCGACGUGACCACCAUCACAGGGCUUCCGGAGAGCGGUGCCAAGUGGGCGGGCGGCUUGCAGGCGGACAACGGGCUCAUCUACGCGUUCCCGCACAAUGCGCAGGCCGUGCUGGUGAUUGACCCAGCCACCAACGCGGUCGACAACACAACCUUGGGCGGCUUGCCCUCGAGCAGUGGCAAGUGGGUCAGCGGCGUGCUCGCAGACAGUGGGCUCAUCUAUGUGAUUCCCUGGACGGCAUCGUCCGUGCUCAUCCUGGACCCCAUCAGAAACACCACAGACAUGACGUCCAUCGAUAGGGUCGUGGGCAGUGGCUAUCGCUGGUACGGCGGCGCGCAGGCAGCCAACGGCCUCAUCUACUGCGUGCCGCGCCAAGCCAAUGCGGUCCUGAUCAUCAACCCCGCCACAAACACCGCGGACGUCACUUCCCUGGGCGGAUUCCAGCUCUUCAGCAACAAUUGGUUCGGCACCGUGCUUGCGGGCAACGGGCUCAUCUUCGGCAUUCCUUUCGAAUCCAAUGCUGUCCUCAUCAUUAACCCGUCAGACAACAGCACAGACACCAGCACCAUCUCCUCCCUGCCGGAAGGCGGUAGCAAGUGGCUCGGGGGCGUGUUCGUCCCUUCCACGCAGCGCAUCAUCGCCACCCCAUACGCCACGUCCUCGGCACUCGUGAUCGACCCUGACAGCAAAACCAUUGACACCACGAGCGCUGCAGGCUUUACCGCGGGCCGUGGCAACUGGUUCGAUGGCGUACUUGCAGGCAACGGCAUCAUCUACGGCAUUCCCCACGGCUCCAACAACGUUCUUAUCAUCGAUCCCGGAUGCUAACUGCAGCAGGGGAGGAGUGCGUGCGUGCGUG
Messenger RNA from Salpingoeca rosetta, 1390 nucleotides. RefSeq lists its product as uncharacterized. Gene Ontology annotation, molecular function: protein binding. Lineage: Eukaryota; Choanoflagellata; Craspedida; Salpingoecidae. The record is from RefSeq and is a predicted model, not a curated record. The coding region runs from base 7 to 1359 and encodes 450 amino acids. The transcript has a single exon.